UUAUUAUUAUUAAUUAAAUGCUCAACUUAACCAGCUGUACUAGAUACAUUGCAGUUACAGCCUUUUCAAUGAGAGGCAUUGGUAUGUGCGUAUAUUGCUGAAAUAUGAGUCUUAAUAGGACUAGGGAGAGAUGUAUAAGUUGAUAUUAAACGGCAGUGGAACAAAUUAUGUGUGUGUGUAUAUAUAAUUGACUACUGAAGAACUGUGUGAUCGACUGCUCAAGACUAGAGAUGGCAAGUUUUCGCAAUAGCCAGUGAAUGAUCUUUAUCUGGAGGCAUCUCUCCCAGUCUUUGAAUUGUUACCUAGUUGAUCUUUACCUUAGCAAGUAACUUAAACUCCUCCACGGAGUUGAGCGCAGAUACGUUUUUGAAAUGUACCUCCGAUUCGUUCGAGUUGCUAUGCGUCAAUACUUCAAAAAUGUAUAUUCUUAACGUGCAUUUCUUUGUUUGCUGAAAAUAGAAUUUUUAAUAAAACGUUAAUGAAAUACAACCAACCACCGGCUGAUUCCUCGUUGCUGUUGCUCUAAGAUGGCAACUCAGCGCGAAUGAGCAUGUGCCAAUUGAAUCUCAACAAGGAAAGUUGGUGGUUGUAUUUGAUUAACGUUUUAUUUAAAAAAUAAAAAUCUGCAAAGGCACGCAAUAAGAGGACAAACAGUACACUAAGGGAUUAAUAAUUUCAAUUUUUAAAGCAUUGACGUAAAGCGACUUGAAGGAGUCGAGGUUAAUAAUACAAAAAUAAAAACUCUAGUCCGCUCUUCACUCCAUGGAGGAGUUGAGGUACUUAUCUAUCUUUACCUAGUCAAAUUAUUUAUUUUGAGGAGAAAAAUGCACAUUUGGAGAUGUUGCGCUCCUCAGCUGUUUAAAUGAUGUCAUGGGGUUAAAAGUUUGUUGAUGACCACCCUCAUUGGGGUGGGGCAAAGGAUGGUAACAUGAUUAAAAGGUUGUGCUUGCUGGUGGGUUUGCAGUCGAAGUACUAAGAGCAUCACUAAGUUAACUUACAUCACGUGCAUACUCAACCUGCUUUAUUUUCCCUCUUCCCAGAUUCUGCCAAAAUGCUGCAGAGUUUUUCCCAGUCGCAAGACUGGUUUUACUCGGAGCCUCUCUUGUUUGAUGAUGAAUUCUGUCAGAGCUUGAUGAAGGACCUACAGUCGCUCCCCACGCCACCCCAGUCCCCUCCAUUGAAGACUGGACUCAAUGCCAAACCACUUUCCAAGGAGGACCAGUUGAGCUACGUCUCGGAUAUACUCCUGGAGGAUCAGGACCCGCAGCUAAAUUGGAAUUGUGACUUUUUGUACGAUGGCAGUGCAACCGCGUCAAAGGACCAACAGCCAGAUGAGUCCGACGACUGUUUAUGGCAUUGCCUCGGUGAUAAGUCUAUGGAGAAGCUAUCAUCUGUGCUCUCCAGCAGCCCACUGCUCUCGGACAUAGACACAAGCAUUUUUGAGGAAAUUGCCGGCUCCAUACUGGACUGCCACAGCGCGGCGCUCGCAUGCCAAGCUUUGGAGAAUGAGGAUUUACUAUUGGACAGUCCGGAGCAAGGCAGCGAGUCGACCUCGGACUACGGCUCAGCAGGAGGUGAAUUCUCAACGUAUUCGAGCAGUGCAAGCGAUUCUGAGGAGGAGAUAGACGUGGUGACGGUGAAGAGGACCACUAGCCCCUCCUCCCAGUCGGUAGAAGAGAGCCGGCGGCAGCAGCGCGCCUUAAAGCGGCAACACCUGGAGAUCCAGCUACAGCACAACUACGCCGCCCCCUGCCCCGCGUCACCUCUCCACUCCGAGCACUCCUCAACCGCCUACCACAAGGGCAUCCGGUCCUCCGACUCACACAGACACCACCACAGCUCGUCGGGCCGCUCGUCCCGACACCACCUCAGCAGUCACCAGCAGUCUAGCUCUAGGCAGUCGACCGACGUGGAGGAUGAGGAGGAGAGGAGGCAUACCCACAACGUGAUGGAGAGGCAACGCCGCAACGAGCUGAAGAACUGUUUCCUAAGGCUCAGGGACAACGUGCCCGAGCUGUCCAACAACGACAAGGCCUCCAAGGUGGUCAUCCUGAAGAGGGCACGCGACAGCAUCCGCAGCCUGGAGCUGGCGGGCCAGAAACUGAACGUCAAGCAAGACAAGCUCCGAGAGAGGCAGGAGCAGCUCAAAGUUAAACUGGAGCAGCUCAGGAGGCAAUGUUGGGACUGAGGAGAUGAGGCGCAAAAAUAAAACAUUAAGAGAUAUUUGAAAAGACCGGUCUUGACUUAAGACAAUGCAUGGUGUCAUCCAUCCCCUGCGGUGACUGUUUAAGAAGAAGUGAAAGUUGCUGAGAGACAGUUAAAAGUGUAUGUGUAAAAAAAGUUUGGUUUGGAGCAACAGGUCCACGUUCAGCCUAGUACAAUAAUGUUAGUAAUAUAUUGUCCUAGCGAUUUUCCAAAGUCAUUGUUCAUAGUAGACUACAUGUAACAAAGCCUAUGUUGUAGCGUAAGCUAUAUCAAAUUGAGCAGCCAUUUGUUAGUGAAAAACGGCCCUUUUUAUACAGUCUCUUUCACAUUCCCCCAUGUUAUGAAAUUCCCACUGGGCACAGGAUGUCAAUUCAACGUCUAUUCCAUGUUGUGUCAACGUAAUUUCAUUGAAAUUAUGUGGAAACAACAUUGAUUCAACCAGUAUACCUAGUGGUUUGGUUCUUCUCUUGCUGUUUUUAAUUUUGGGCUGGAUCCAAAGUAAAAAUUCUAAGGGGUUGAAUGUAAUGUAUGUCAAUUAUUGCCAUUUAAUUACUAAAAUGGUUAAUUACUACUUCCAUUUACUUGUGUGAACUUUAAAGACCUGACCUGUUGGUAGGAAUUUGGUGCGUUAUUGUGAAACAAUGCCUCAUGCCUUGGAACUCAUUCUGUUAUGUUUUGUUAAAAGCAUGACUUACUGUACUCUACCUCAAACAGGUCUCAAACCUGAGAAUUUGUUUGCUCUCUUGGAAGCAACUAUAUAGAUUUAGUUGUAUAUAAUUUUGUUUUAUUGUAUCAUAAAUUAUUUUUCUUUUUUUUUUGGGGGGGUUCAUUUGCAAGUUAAAAAGUUCUGUUUAUCAGCAGCACUUUGUUUUUAUAAUGUAAUAAAGAAUGGACAAAAGUCAA
Molecule: messenger RNA, 3108 nt
Organism: Coregonus clupeaformis (lake whitefish)
Lineage: Eukaryota; Metazoa; Chordata; Actinopteri; Salmoniformes; Salmonidae
Product: transcriptional regulator Myc-2-like
Exons: 2
Coding region: 1052-2188 (378 amino acids)
Biological process (GO): regulation of transcription by RNA polymerase II; positive regulation of cell population proliferation
Molecular function (GO): protein dimerization activity; DNA-binding transcription factor activity, RNA polymerase II-specific; RNA polymerase II cis-regulatory region sequence-specific DNA binding
Source: RefSeq, a predicted model, not a curated record